Molecule: messenger RNA, 1158 nt
Organism: Striga hermonthica
Lineage: Eukaryota; Viridiplantae; Streptophyta; Magnoliopsida; Lamiales; Orobanchaceae
Source: the annotation of a GenBank genome assembly
AUGGAGUUGGCGAAAAUCGAUCCGGACCACACACUUUCUCAAGCACAUCCAGAGACGAUGGAUUUGCUUUCUCACGCUUGGUGCGACUUUGCAGUUCAAGCUCUCAAACCUGACGAAAUGAAAGAAAGAUCGCUCGUUUUUCGAGAGGACUCAGUCAAGGUGUUUGGGAAGGAGGCUAAGGCACCCUCCGUGAUGAUGGAUAAAAGCACGAGGAUGGAUGAUGGAGAUAAGUUUAUGCCUACUUGGAAAGCCAAUGAUGUUAAGUCAUGGAUAUGGAUGCAGCAAGCCAUGCACCCAGAAGUGAACUACAACUCAUUCUUCAGGAAAAAAUGGAGCCCGUGGAACAAAUAUAAACUCGUGCUGCUUAAAAACGUGUCCAUCAAGAAAUGGCUGAUGGAAAUCAAGCAGAGGCGGAAGGAGGAGCAGAGGCUGCACAGGGCGGAGGUCCACGCGGCGGUCUCCGUCGCCGGCGUGGCCGCUGCCCUGGCUGCGAUCUCAGCCGAGAACUCGCGGAUUGGCUGCGGCUCCGACAGGGUGGCGGAGGCGGCGGCCUCCGCAGCUGCCAUGGUGGCGGCGCAGUGCGCCAAGGUAGCGGAGGCAAUGGGGGCAACGAGGGAGCAGCUGAGCAGCGUCAUCGGCUCGGCUAUUGGAGGAACGAGCGCAGCAAUAAGAGGAGUGGAUACGCUGAAAGAGAGAGGGGGACAGAGAAGCAGGUUAAACGGGAGCAUGUCUGUGUUACCAUUUGAGGACAAUAACGAAGCAGAGUUCGACUUUGAGAAAUGUAGGUUGGUUCUAGCCAGAGGUGCCGAGCUUCAUAUCGAGACAGCAGAUGGGAGGUAUCUGCUUAGGUUAGUAGCUGUUAUCCUGAGCAAAGAAGGAAAGGUUGUUCUCAGAAUGAAGAAACUCAACAUGCUAAACACUUUCACGAAACAAAAGGAAAGCAUAGUCCGCUCCUUACACAGCGAGCUGUAUAAAGCUUCGGAUGCUGGGGAAACUGAAAACGGCUACCUCAUUGUUUUAACAACGGACAAAGGGGCGACCAAGCUAGACAUGAUGAACGACUAUCAACGUUACAGGACAUGGUCAACGACUAUAGAUCACAUGCUGAUGCUGUCAGCGGUGUUCACAAAAUACGAUCAACAGUAUUACAAACAUUGA